AUGGGCAUCCAGACGGGCGGCGAAGAUGGCGAGAUCAAGGAGAUGCCCAAGACAGGCACCGUGGCUAACAACCCUGAAACGGAGGCACAUGAGGAGGACACUCCCCAAGAGACAGACGGAGAGACCUCCUGCACGGUAACGAGACUCUGGGAAGACAGCACCAACCGCGACCGUAUCGUGUGGCUGACGGAGCCUCCCAUCGUCGAAAAGAAGGAUCAAGCAGCAUCAGAUUUCCCCCGACCUGCCAUCACCCUACUGCACACCGAUCCCGGCCAAACGGGCAAACACGCGCUGGACACGAUCAUCAUGCGCGGCACACAGCUACGCCGAUUCCUCGAAGACACCAUCCCAGACAUGUCCUCGUUCUACAACGAGGCGGAGCAGGGCAUCGCCAUCAAAGCACCCUUCCGCCUGCUCUUCUGGCACCUCGACCAGAUCGAGGCUGCCGCUCACUGUCCCGACAGGAAGUCGUUGAGUCGGGUGACGACCCUCGUUCUGGACGUGCUCCAGGAUGAGUUCCGCGAUCUGCUGGCCAAGCGAGCCCGACUCGUCGCGGAGCGCGAGAUGAACUUCGACGUCCUCUGGACCGUGUUCAAGCCAGGUAUCACCUGCCUGACCAAAGCUGAUGAGCACACCGUGGCGGUGAAGGUGUCGUCAAUCCAUUUCAGUAAGGAUCCUAUGGGUCAGAUUUACUACAGGAUCAAGCAUGAUACCCUGGCGUGGGAUGGGUUGCAUUUUGGCUGGGACGACAGCUACACUGACAUCUACGAGUUCAGGGGGAGACGGAAGAUCUUGGAUCUUAGCAUCUACCCCAUCGAGUACCACCCAGACAAGAAGAGCCUUGUUGAUGGGCUCGUGGCGCGGGGCAAGAAGUUUGCGCGCAUCGCCAUGAAGGAGCCGCACAUGAUGAGUUUCAACGGCGAGGCCUUGGACCGCGAGAGCUCGCCCAUGUGGUGGCAGGGCGAGCAGAAGAAAAAGAUGUCUGAGCGGAUUGUAUUAGAUGCCCGAGCAUACAACCACUACUUCCGCAGAUACUCGGUCAGCAAAUUGAUGAAGCGCGACGCCAUGGCCGACGCCCUCCUCAACUCCGACGCCAUCUUCCUCUACUGCCAGCCGGAAUUCCGCUGCUUCGCGCUCCAGCACAAGAAGUGGGCGCGGGCCUGGAUCGACGACCUGGAAGAAGUCGAGUUCAACGACCUCGCCUACCCCAGCCUCUUCCUCCCCCACGACUACAAAGAGCUCCUGCUGGCCUUUGCCGAAGCUCAGAUUGACGGCUACGGCUUCGACGACAUCAUCGCCGGCAAGGGACAGGGCAUCCUGAUGCUGCUGGCUGGGGCGCCCGGCACGGGCAAGACACUGACCGCCGAAGCCAUGGCCGAGCACAUGCAGCGGCCGCUCUACUCGGUCUCGGCGGGCGAGCUGGGCACCUCGGCGGGAGGCAUGGAGAACGAGCUGGACCGGGUGCUGGAAUUGUCGACGCGCUGGAAUGCCGUGCUGCUGCUCGACGAGGCGGAUGUCUUUCUGGAGCGCCGCACCGACAGCGACAUACGGCGCAACAGCAUCGUCUCGGUGUUUCUGCGGAAAUUGGAGUACUAUAGGGGCAUCAUGUUCUUGACGACGAACCGCAUCCAUGCCAUUGAUGAGGCGUUCAAGUCGCGUAUUCACAUUGCGAUUCGCUACCCGGACCUCGAUGCCAGUACCAGGCGGUCGAUAUGGCAGAAUCAUUUGAAGCGGGCGGCGGACUUCUACCAGCAUGGCGUCAACGUGGGACCGCAGGAACUGGACCAGCUCUCACAGAAGACGUUGAAUGGCAGAGAGAUACGCAACAUUGUGAAAUCGGCGCAGUUGCUGGCGUCGCGGUCCAAGCAGCCCCUUCAGAAGAGUCACCUCGAUAUCGUCUGGAGAGUCGAGCACGAACAAAGCGCGUUCUUGGAAUAUCACCCGAGUGCACAACUAAAUGGUGUUGAUGCUGGGGUUGGCUGA
This is a messenger RNA of Cyphellophora europaea CBS 101466, 1983 nucleotides long. RefSeq lists its product as uncharacterized. The coding region runs from base 1 to 1983 and encodes 660 amino acids. Gene Ontology annotation, molecular function: ATP binding; ATP hydrolysis activity. The record is from RefSeq and is a predicted model, not a curated record. NCBI's taxonomy places the organism in Eukaryota, Fungi, Ascomycota, Eurotiomycetes, Chaetothyriales, Cyphellophoraceae. The transcript has 2 exons.